AUAAUGAUCCAUUCUGGGUUAUACGUUAUGGUGUGGUCUACAAUCUUGUUAUCCUGCGUAGUGAACUCUCUGGAGAUGUGAAUCAAGAAGGAUUAAGAAAUGCUGUAUGGAGAUCUUUACAAAAACAAAAGGGUGCUGAAAAGAAUAGUCGAGUCCUGGAUGCAGCCAAAGUAGCAGAGGUUGAAGCCAAAGGUCAAAUAAAUACUUCCCUUGCAUCAAAAGAUCCAUCAAAUUCUAUCUAUCUCCUUUCAUCCCAAUACAUUGGCUGGAGAGUCACUACUGCCAUGUGCCAGCACUUCCUGCCACCCAUUGGUCCUGACAUCCCUUUGCGACACCUGCCUGAACGGAAACCAGUAUCAAUGCCACAUCAAGGAUCAGAGCCGGUGGCUACAGAGAAGAAAACCAAACGCUUGUCUUUAAGGGAAGAACUUUUGCAAGCUGGGGUACCAAAAUAUCCAUAUCCAGAUUACUUUACACGUACAGAUAUGGAACUAAGGAGAAUCAUUGAUGCUCAGUGGGAAAAGGAAUUGCAAAUCAGGCUUAAGCUAGAAGAAAAACUCCAGGAACUAGAGCUUCAAGAAAAGCGAGGAUUGGAAGAGGAGCACUUCAGGCAAAUAAUGAUAUGGCGCUUAGAAAAGCUGCACAAGACAACCAAACCAUAUGAACUUCCCUUUAAGCAUGGAGACAAAGAAGUAACAGAAGCAAGCAGCAGCACUCAGCUAUCAAAUCUACAACUGUCAGAAACAUGGAAACCAGCUGUCUAA
This is a messenger RNA of Python bivittatus (Burmese python), 764 nucleotides long. The record is from RefSeq and is a predicted model, not a curated record. NCBI's taxonomy places the organism in Eukaryota, Metazoa, Chordata, Lepidosauria, Squamata, Pythonidae.